UCUGAAAGGUCUUUUGGACGAAAUCCUGUUUCUCCAGACCUGAGGACCAACUUGUGAAAAAUUCUGGGAACGAUUGGGAAGGAUUUUUAAUCUGAAAGUUUUUAAUAAUUUUCUUGUAUAUCUCUUGUGUUUCUCAUAAAAUUUUCAGGGGAAUUUAUCAUGUGGAUUUGCUGCUAGAAAAUUCACAAGUUCACUGUCUCCAGAGAGCCUACUGUGCGAAUUCCAGAAUUGCCAAAGCUUCUUGAUUGAGCAUUUCUAACUCUCUUUCUACUUGUUUGGUGUUAUUUUUUUCUCAUUUUGUUGCUAUUGAGUAUAUUAAAAAAAAGAAAAAAAAUUAUUUCUCUUGCUUUUGUGUGUUUUGAAUUGUUUCGUGUUGAUUUGCAUUUUAGUUUAGCUUGUUCUUUGUUCUUAAUUUUCUUGAGCUUGAUUAGUGCAUGACCCGAAGAAAACAUACCUCUUUUGUUGAAUUAGAUCCAGAAAUUGAAAGGACUAUUUCUAGAUUGAGAAGAUCACAACCUAUUCUUGAUUCUCAUUUGGUUUGUAAUUCAAUAAUGGAAGAUAUCUUAGGACAUGAGCAUGUGCAUAAUGAGGGCCAUGGGAAUGGGAAUGAGAAUUUGCAUGAUGAUGGCCAUGUUAAUAAUGAAUUUGAAGGCUUGCAUAACCCUAGAGAGGAGAGGAGUAUUAGGCAAUUAACUCAACCUAAUUGGCAUGAUAAUCCUUAUGGCUUAUAUGUUCCUCCUACUAAUGUUCAAUUUGAAAUUAAAUCCUCUUUGAUUAAUGCAUUGCCUAAAUUUCAUGGGUUACCAGGAGAGGAUUGCCAUAGAUUUUUGCAUACUCUCCUAUUGGUUUGUGAUACUAUGAAGCCUAUGCAUGUAAAUGUUGAUGAUGUUCAAGCUAAGGCUUUUGUAUUUUCUCUUGAAGGUUUAGCAAAGGAGUGGUAUUUCAACUACCCUUCUUAUGUGAAAGUAAGCACAUGGGCCGAGCUAAGAAGACUCUUCUUAGAUAAAUUCUUUCCAAAUUCCAAGGUCACCAAUUUGAGGAAGUAAAUCUAUGGGGUCCAACAAGGAGAGGAUGAGAGUCUCUAUGAGUAUUGGACUAGAUUCCAAGGCCUUUUGGCUAAAUGCCCACACCAUCAAAUUUCUAGUGAGAAUUUAGUCCAAUAUUUCUAUGAGGGCUUGAUUUCAAGAGACAAAGUUAACAUUGAUGCCGCUAGUGGGGGAUGCUUAAUUGACCUCACUUCCUUAAAGGCUUGGGAACUAAUUGACAAGAUGGCUUCAAGUGGUGCUCAAUACUCUACAAGGGAAAAGAGAAAUGUGAAUAUGGUAGGUUCUUCAAUUCUUAAUGAUUCAUAUGUGGACUUGCUAGCUGCCAAGAUUGGGAGAAUGUUGGCUCUACAAAUAUCUCAAGUGAGCAAUGUAAGUACUUCUCAAGCACUUGUCCCUUAUUCUUGUACUUUUGUGACUCACCUAUGCAUGUAGAAAGCAAUUGUCCUAUUAAGUUUGAAUAAGUAAAUGCUAUCUACAAUGGAAAACAAUCCUAUGGUGGGAGGCAAGGGCAAGGAGCUUAUUCUAAUACUUACAACCCUUCAUGGAGAGACCAUCCUAAUUUCUCCUAUUCAAAUCCAAAUGUGGCUUUACAAGACAAUCAACAAAGAGGAUCCUAUCAAAACACCUUUGGUCGUGACCCUCUACCUCAUUUGUCUCAAGGUAGCUCUUCUCAAAGCUACAAUCCAAGUGGUAAUUCUCUUGCACCUUCAUCUAAUUCUUAUAGUGAUAGGAGACUUGUUCCAAUUGAGAGUUCUUCUAAUUCAAACUCUUCUAAUGAUGUGAAUGUGUUAUGUAAGCAGUUGAUUGAAAUGAACUCUUUGUAUAAAAACAUGUAUGAUGGCUUAGGGAAUAAGGUAGAGAGUAUGGGCAACAAGUAUGAGAACAUGAACUCUAAAAUUGAUACCCUUACUUCUCAAAUGAAUAUGCUUGCUAACCAAUUAAGUGCAGCCAAUGCUCAAGCCUCUACAUUACCAUCCAACACCGUUGCUAAUCCUAAAGCUAAUCUUAAUGCUAUCACAUUAAGGAGUGGCAAGGAGUUGGGAGAAAGAGUGCAAGAAGAAAAAAAGAUAAGGGAAGGCCGAGAAGCCCUCUUUAAAUUCUUCAAUUGAUGUUAAUGUUUCUAGUUCUUCUUUUGCUCCUAAUGAUGCAUCUUUUUGUAGAGAUGAUGAGGAUGAAAACAUUGAGGAGAUCAUAUGUGAGCAACCACCAUCUAAGGUGGAAAAGGGGACUAUGGCCGAGUUGUUUAGUAAGGAAAAAAAAGGGAGAGGCCGAGCAAAGUGAAACAAGAAAGGAGAGUUCAAGAAAGGAAGAAGGAAGGCAAAGUCAAGAGAUUAUGAAGGAGCUUCCUUUUCCACAAGCACAAGUCGUCCCUAAUCAAGUGAAGGGACAAUUUGAUCAAGAGGUAUAUGAUUUCUUCCAUAAGAUUCAUGUUAAUAUACCCUUGAUGGAUGUAGUUAAGAACUUUCCUAAGUAUGCCAAAUUUUUGAAAGAUUGUUGUACAAAUAAAAGAAAAUUUAGGCCUAAUGCAAGGGUACAAUUACCCUCAUCUGUGAGUGCUAUCAUGAAGCCUCAACUUCCUAUAAAAUGUGAGGACCCCGGUUCCUUCACAAUUCCAUGCAAGAUUGGCAACACACAUUUUUCUCAUGCAUUGAUAGACUUAGGUGCAGCCAUUAAUGUUAUGCCUCUUUCAAUUUAUCAUGCCUUGAGUCUUGAUUGCAUGCAUAAGACACCUAUAAUAUGCCAAUUAGCAGAUAGAAGUGUUAGAAGACCACAUGGAGUAGUAGAAGACUUGUUGGUUUGUGUUAAAGGUCUAUUAUUUCCUAUGGAUUUCUAUGUGCUUGAUAUGUCAAAAUAAGGGAGUGGGGAUGAUAUUUUGAUUUUAGGAAGGCCAUUUAUGAGGACUGCCCGUACAUUAAUUGACAUGGAAAAAGGUAGUUUGAUUUUGAAAUGUGAGAGGAUCAUGUUAUUUUUAAUAUAUAUGAAGCAAUGAAACAUCCUUUUAAGGAUUAUUCUUUGUUAGGUGUAAGUUCCAUUGAGUUAUUGCUUCAUGAUGCUUGUGAGUCUCACAUGCUUGAUUCUUUCUCACAUGUUGAUGAUGAUUUGUCUCUUAUUACUACUACAUGUAUUGAUGGAUAUAGUUGUCCUAUUUGUUUAGAGAUUGAUGCAUGCUUGAAUGAUGCAACUACUUCUCCUCAUGAUUUGUUUAAAAUAUCUCCUAUGCUUGAUCUUGAAAUGCUUGAGAAGGGUAUAUCUUCUUGUGUUGUAGGUACUAAAGCCAUUAAGGCCGAAUCUAUGAGUUUUUCUCCACUCGAGCUUGACGUUCUUAGGAUUCCCAAGCUAUUGGAGGAAAAUUCUACACUUUCAUAUGUCGAGGCCGUGGCUCAAGUCCAAGCACUUGAGGACAAGUUGCAAGAAAAGGGGGAGGCUGUAAAGAAAGAAGAGGAGAAAUCAAAAACAAGUGAGAAGCCUAAAAGACAAGAUAGUACCAUGGAAUAUUCCAGCAAAUUAGACUUGAAGAAGCUCAUUCCCUCUUGUGUAGAGCCACCUACCUUGGAGUUGAAGCCUUUACCAUCCAAUCUCAAGUAUGCAUAUCUCAUUGAGAAUGAGAAGCUUCCGGUGAAGAGAGCUUUAGAAGGCUGAGAAAGGAAGCGAGGAAAGAGUAGCCUCAAUAGGUAGUGGUAUGACUACCUUUGAGUUGAAAUGAAUGUAUAAUGUUGUUACUGAGUUAACUUGCCAACUAGGAUGCAUAUAUGUAUGUGAAUAUAAGAAAGUGAGUUGUGAUGUGAAUCUUGCUUGUGUAUAUAUAUGAUAUUACAUUAUGCCAAGGGUGCCCUAGUGGAGGGCACAUGGAUAGGCCUAAAUGUGAACAAGCAAGUAUAUGUUGUAUUAUAACUUGUUCCACAAGUGUAUAUAUGUGUGUUGAUUGUGAAUUGAA
Messenger RNA from Prosopis cineraria, 3981 nucleotides. RefSeq lists its product as uncharacterized. Lineage: Eukaryota; Viridiplantae; Streptophyta; Magnoliopsida; Fabales; Fabaceae. The coding region runs from base 3033 to 3686 and encodes 217 amino acids. The record is from RefSeq and is a predicted model, not a curated record. The transcript is spliced from 2 exons.